GUUUGGAUGCCGCGGCAUCACCCGGCAGCGCGGGCGGUUCAAGCUCGCAUUGCAGAGGCUCUGGGCCUAGACUUGGAUGUCUUCCCCCUCAGCGAGCCCUUGCUGGUGGUGAUGUAUCCGCAGCAUGGCCACUACGCCUGCCACUCUGACAACCCGGAGGAUGACACGGCCUUCCCCCAUCGCUACCUCACAGCGGAGAUCUUCUUGAACGAUGCCUACGAGGGUGGAGAGGUGGUGUUCCCCUUCGCGGACUCUGAGGCAGGCCUUCUUUUCGCGCUCGCGGCGGGCCACGACCGUCAUGACCUGCCGCGCUGGAUGCGCAUAGAGCCCCGAGGCGCUUUGGUGGAGGAUAGGUGGCAUGCGUCGGAGCAGACGAGCUACCCCGAGUCGUCCUCCCAGGAGGGCUGGCCAAACCCCAGGCAGCAUCAGGCUGCGCAGGCUGCGGCGCCGGCGCCGCCUGUGGCUGUCCAGGCCAACGCCGAGGCAAACAUGAAAGAGGCAGAGGCGGCGGCCGAGAAGUUCUUGAAGAUCGAGGCUUUGGCGGCGGAAGAGACUGGGCUGCCGAUCAACUCCACAGAGGGGGCGGAGAAGGAGUUGGACGAAAAGGUACGGAAGGAGGAGGAGGAGGAAGAGGAGGAGACGAUGCGCAUGGACUUGGUCUAUGGGGCCAUAGUUUUGAUGCUCAUCUUGGUGGGGUUUCUGGGCUACAAAGCCGGACAGCAAUCCAAAGCUCAAGCAGCUCCGGCCGCUCCGGCCGCUCCAGCCGCUGCGACAGGAAAGGAGCCGAAGGCUGAGCCUUCUUCUGCUCCGAAGGCAUCGCCCGCGACGUGA
This is a messenger RNA of Effrenium voratum, 831 nucleotides long. NCBI's taxonomy places the organism in Eukaryota, Dinophyceae, Suessiales, Symbiodiniaceae. The record is from the annotation of a GenBank genome assembly.